AUGUCGGAAGCCAUGUCAGAAGCCAUGUCACGUCCAUAUGCCACCACAGCCACAAGCUGGUCCGAUCCCCAUUAUGCUCCCCGCGGCUCAGUUCAUCAACCACAAAUGCAACCACACUACGAUCACCAGCUGUCUUCUCCAGCGAGCAUGUCAACUGGCGCCCCUGGCAGCCGCCGUCCCUCACAGCUGCAGCCCCCACGACCCGGUCAUGGAUACCAGUUGACCGAUAUGUCAACCGCUCCGCAGGUCUCACAUCCUCCGCCUCCUCUCAGCGUGCCGUCCCAUCACACUUCCAGUGGCACCCUCGACCAGCAAAGGCACUAUGAACCCAAGGCGCAUCCCCCACCUCAUUUUUCUUCCCCUGCCGUUGAAAGACCAGACAUGUUACAGGGCCGCCACAUGUCACAACUCGUUCGGGUGCCCUCAAUCUCAGAAAACCAGCAACCGUUUGGAUACACGCAGCGUCCUCCAUCAGUCGACAUGCGUGCCAUUCCGCGCUUCACCGGCCAGCAAUUCCUCCCGACGACUGCUCCCAUGAUCAGCGGCACAAAUCCAAAUAGUCCCGCCGCCUCACCAACUGAAUCGAGGCCAGAUCCCAUGAGAAUAUCUGACCUGCUCAGUCCUGGCGCCGGCAGCGGAAGUCGCAGCAGCAGCAUCAGCAGCAGUAAACGUCUCGGAGAUAUUGAUGCCAACUACAAGUUGAGGAUCCGUCAGCAACCCGUAGCCGCUCGAUCAUGUGGCUUCGGCGAGAGGGACAGAAGAGUCGUUGAUCCUCCCCCAAUCGUUCAGCUCAUUAUUGAAGGACCCAACCUCACUCCAGAAGAGAUCAGCAAGCAGCUACGUUACUGUCACUAUGUGAUGAGCUGCUCAAUAUACGAUGAGAGUGGUGCCCGAGAUGCAUCUUUCAUGCCUGAGGAGUACCGACAACAACGGCGGCUUAUGGGUUCAUUAGUCGGUGCCCCAUUUGUCGGCAAAGAUGAGCACGAUGAAGAAGGCUGCUUCUUCUGCUUUCCAGACCUCUCCUGCCGCACGCCUGGCUCGUUCCGCCUCAAAUUCAGCCUUGUAAAGAUUGACCCAGCACGAGCAAGAGAGCUAAGGCACUUCCCUGUCCUCGUCGAGGCUAAAAGCGACGUCUUUACCGUCUAUACUGCAAAGGAUUUCCCGGGUAUGCAGGCCAGUACGAGGCUGACCAAGCGCUUAAAGGAGCAAGGGUGUAUCAUCUCAAUCAAGAAGGGCAACGACAGGUCAAAGAAUGCAAGAGGUCACGACGACUCGAGUGAUGGCGAGCCAGAUGAUGGCGAAACGUCCUCUCAAGGCAAGAGACGCCGCCGCUCGGCGCGAUAA
Messenger RNA from Fusarium vanettenii 77-13-4, 1344 nucleotides. RefSeq lists its product as uncharacterized. The transcript has a single exon. The coding region runs from base 1 to 1344 and encodes 447 amino acids. Lineage: Eukaryota; Fungi; Ascomycota; Sordariomycetes; Hypocreales; Nectriaceae. The record is from RefSeq and is a predicted model, not a curated record.